Molecule: messenger RNA, 3164 nt
Organism: Hemibagrus wyckioides
Lineage: Eukaryota; Metazoa; Chordata; Actinopteri; Siluriformes; Bagridae
Gene: cbln2b
Product: cerebellin 2b precursor
Exons: 4
Coding region: 371-973 (200 amino acids)
Molecular function (GO): protein binding
Source: RefSeq, a predicted model, not a curated record
CCGUGUGCAUGUGUGAGUGUGUGUGUGUGUGUGUGUGAAUAUCCUGAAACUGGGCGGGAAUUGUCCUUAUAAAGGAAUGAAGGGGAGGACGACUUCUCUCCAUUCUGCUCUCUGCCUCAGAAGGACGCAGAUGUCCCACACAGCAAUGGAUUUACCAGAUUAUAUCAAACAAGUCCUCUGAAGAUCUCGAUAUCAGCCGAGAAGAAGGAGGGAAAAGACAAGCCACAGUUAGAGUUAGAAAGAGAAAGAAAGAAAGACAAACAAAAGAGAGUGAGAGAGAGAGAGAAAGAGAGAGAGCUCGGAGGAGGCGAUUAGCACCAUAAGAAUUCCUCAAAGGAUUUAACAGAUUUGUAACCUUGCCUCUGUGAUUAUGAUGGGACACUACGUCGCACAGAUGUUGCUGCUUGUCCUCGCCCUGCUCUUGGUGCUCGGUGUCGGCGUGUCGCUGGGUCAGAAUGACACCGAACCCGUGGUCCUGGAAGGAAAAUGCCUGGUGGUGUGCGACUCGAACCCGUCGUCGGAUGGCGGCGUGACGUCAGCGCUUGGCAUCUCGGUGCGCUCGGGGAGUGCCAGGGUUGCUUUCUCAGCCAUCAGGGGCACCAAUCAUGAGCCGUCUGACAUGAGCAACACCUCCACCACCAUCUACUUUGACCAGGUUUUAGUGAACAUCGGCAACCAUUUUGACUUGAAGGCCAGCGUGUUCACGGCACCGCGGAGGGGAAUUUACAGCUUCAGCUUCCAUGUGGUGAAAGUCUACAACAGACAAACCAUCCAGGUGAACCUGAUGCACAAUGAAUACCCCAUCAUAUCUGCAUUCGCCGGAGACCAGGACGUCACGAGGGAGGCGGCGAGUAACGGAGUGUUACUGAUGGUGGAGAGGGAGGACCGGGUUUAUCUCAAACUGGAGCGAGGGAAUCUCAUGGGCGGAUGGAAAUACUCCACCUUCUCUGGAUUUUUAGUUUUUCCUCUCUAAUUGCUCUAAACAUCUACUGACUCUUUUUUUUUUUUAAAAAGAGCUUGGAGGUAUUCAUAAUAUGCUGAAUAUGGACCCUGGAGUUUGUGUAUUAAUCUUAUAUAACCAGAGCAAGAGGAACCCGUUUGGAUUUUACUGUUGGGGGAAAAAAUAUAUAUAUAUAUUUCACCUGAGAAUGAAAGUGCGGACAACUACAUAAAAAACGAAGAUGAGGAACUGGGAUCCCGGACUGCGUAUAUUUAUAUUGACCAUGCUUUUUGUUGUGUUUGUAGAGCCUUAAAGAUCGAUGUGAGGUUGAUUGUGGAGCUGCCGACCUUCCCGAUUCGAGCAACGCGUUACUAAAGCAAAUUUGUUUCUUGCACGAAUGGAAGAUCUUGUUUGUCUGUGGUGUUCAUGGUGUUUCCUUUGGACGCUGAACAUAUUCAACAUUAUGCCACACAUAGGCUGCCUAAUAUACAGUGAUUAUAAAAAAAUAAAAAAAAGAGAGAGAAAAAAACCAUAUAUAAAUAUAACCAGCCAAUGGAGACAACUUAAAAACUGAAAGGUCUACCUGAAGUACAUAUUAUUCACAUGGUGUGUUCUACAUUCCAGAUCUGCGUUAACUUUAACUGAUUUGCUGUUCCGUGAUCCUGCUCACAAAUGUGCAUUGUGGAAAAAAAAAAAAAAAAUUCCCUAUAUGAUGUCCCGCCUAAUAAAAUAUUGUACUGUACAUGUAUUUAUUCAGUCUUUUUUUUAAUUAUUAACGACAUACCGAGCCAAAUAAAUAAAUAAAUAAAUAAAUUAAUUAAUUAAUAAAAGCCCAUCCAUCAUGGCAUCAGGACGAUUAAUUAGAAUUCUAUUGAUUAGAUAUUGGAUUUCAUAUUUCAGCACACUCGCCUGCAUGAAGGCACAACCAGUGGUAUGGACGCAGGACAACACUUUAAAUGUGACCAGGAUGCAGUUUUAAUAUGAAAUAACGUAAAUUUAUUUACAUCAGUCGUUACAAACGUUUAUACCAUACCGUCACCACCACCUGCGUACAAGUGCUAAGAUUUAAAGCCGUGCUGAAUUCACUAAUGUUUUUAACUAGCUAAGUCUUUCUCACUUUAGAACCUUGGUACUAAGGUGCUGAAAUGUGUUCAUUAUUAGAUCACUGUGUGUUAGGUGUGUUAACUGUUAAGGUUUUAAUGUCAUGGGAGACUCCAUUUAGACAUCUAGUGUUCAAAUGCUGACUAAAGCAGAGAUGGCUAACACAAGAUUGUUCUCUUACUGACUAGCUGAAGCUUUUUUUUUUUUUUUUAGGCUAUACAUUAAGCCAAAUCUUAAUUGUUCUGUUAUUUUUUGCCAAGUUUAGCUAACGUGCUAAUUAAAUUACUGGAUCUUUAUGCAUAAAGAUGCAACUUGAGAUCAAAUCCAAUUAAGUGAUCCUAAUGUGAAAAUAAUGAACUAGCCAGCCCUAACAUUACAUACCAUAUGCUAUCUAUCUACUUAACUAGCUAGCUAGCGCUCAUUAGCUAGCUAGUUAAUGCUAGCUAGCGGGUUAAUGCAGCAUGCAUAUAUGACUUUGUAUUACUGCGUUUUCUUUCGCCACACAUUCUCCAACACAAUCAUAUUCUUUUUAAAUCUUUGUUUGGACCAAAUAUCCCAACAGCUAAGGAAAUAUUGGACACUUUUGACCCCUGUGGGAACAACUGACCAGUCCUCGUGUGGCAAGCUUGCUUUUUUUUUUUUUUUUUUUUUUUUUUAAAGCAAAUCGAAAGCCUGUAUUAUUUAUUUAUGAAAACAACACUUAGGUUAUUAUUUACUGAGGUUAAGAUUGGAGUUUAAGUUCAGGUGUUGUGUUUAUUGUCAUUGGAUGGUGGUCGGUAGGGUAGUAAGAUAAGUGUGUGUGUGUGUGUGUGUGUGUGUGUAAACGCACUUAAUGUAAUCAUAGAAACUCUGCAGCACAGAGAGGAAAUAUAUUCACGUGAGCAGCCAAAAUGCUCUUACUAGAUAUUACACUGAAAAUGAUCUGUGUCAUUAUGCGAGUUUUUGAAAGCAAAAAAAAUAAAUAAAAAAUAAAAAAUCAGCAAGCAGCGAGAGUGAGAGUGUGUGAAAUGAGAGUGAGUGAAUAAGAACUGAAACUGGGGCACAUCAUUUACUGUAUAUCAGCACUUCGUUUAAAACAGAUUCAGCUUCAAUAAGCCAUUUUUAAAGCUUCGGAACGGAAAUA